AUGGCACAGCACUCUCGGCCUCGUCUCUACACAACAACCGGUAACAAAGAGGUCAGCCCGCCGCCAUUGAAGCGAAAAAGAGGCCAAGUAUUGGAUAGCCCCCGUGCCUCGUCAACACUUCAACAGCCAAGAAGCUCUUCUCCAAGCAGAAAUGCGUUCCGUGUGUUCUCGUGGAACAUCAACGGCAUCAACGCCUAUCUGUUGUCCACUCCCUCCACCAGAAAGAUCUUCACAGAAUCCACCAAGACGCAAAAGACCUCGAGUACUGACGCACCGCCAAACAACUAUCGACUGCACACACCUAUAGAACAAGCAUCAUUAGGUUCGCCAUACUCGCUACGAGCGUUCCUUGCCCGCCAUGACUGGCCCGAAGUCCUCUUCCUCCAGGAACUCAAGAUCAAGCUGCAAGACGGACCGGCUCUCCUGUCAGAACUACUCUCUGCUCUGAAUACACCGCUCAAUGCCGCCGACAAUGCGUCUGACGAUCGUACCUACACUCUCGAUGCAGUGCUUCCACGCGACAAGCACAAUGUCAAAGCCUUCGGAGGAAAAAUGUACGGUGUGGGAACAAUAAUGAGGACAGACUUUGCUCGCAAAUGGGUUGCUACUGUGCGGGAGGUUGACUGGGAUAUCGAGGGGAGAGUCAGCGUUGUCGAGAUGAGAGGGGCGCCAGAAGGGCUAGAUGGGAAUGAGUUAACCACGAAACCUCUCGCUCUCCUCAAUGUCUAUGCCGUCAACGGCACAACGCAACCGUACCGUUGCCCCCUAACCGGCGACACCCAUCCCAGCUGCCUGACUCGUCAUGACCGAAAGCUCGCCUUCCAUUCCCUGCUCCGAGACGAAUGCCUAUCCCUGGAAGCUCGCGGAUUCUGUGUGGUCGUCGCAGGCGACGUCAACGUAGCCAGAGGACCUGCUGACGGACACCCCAACCUCCGAACUUUCCCCGAACAACAUUGCUUUGACAGGGCGGAUUUCAACACCAAGUUCUUCGGCGAGGAAGACAAUAAGCGAGCGGGGGCCUACGUCGGAACACAAGACGAAACAAACGAGAAGUGUCUUGAUGCCGUGGAUGUGUUCCGUGCAAAAUAUGGCAUGGAGAAAAGAUACACAUAUUACUCAUACUACGGGGAGUGGGGGAGCAGUUGCGACAGGGUCGAUAUGGUGUUUGUUUCCAAGCAGUUGUGGGACGACGGACGCGUACUUGAUACGGGAAUACUUAAUACGCCUCAGGAGUGCGGUCCGAGUGACCACGUACCGUUUUGGGUGAAGAUCGCUUUGUGA
Neurospora tetraspora is the source of this 1281-nucleotide messenger RNA. RefSeq names its product Endonuclease/exonuclease/phosphatase. Gene Ontology annotation, cellular component: nucleus. The transcript has a single exon. Gene Ontology annotation, biological process: base-excision repair. Gene Ontology annotation, molecular function: phosphoric diester hydrolase activity; double-stranded DNA 3'-5' DNA exonuclease activity; DNA-(apurinic or apyrimidinic site) endonuclease activity. Lineage: Eukaryota; Fungi; Ascomycota; Sordariomycetes; Sordariales; Sordariaceae. The record is from RefSeq and is a predicted model, not a curated record. The coding region runs from base 1 to 1281 and encodes 426 amino acids.